GCAGACCUAAGCUAUAUUCGUUGCUGCGUAGACCGACCAUAGCUAGCUAAAUUGCCCGACCUUGCUGUUUGAUAAUAACCUGGCAAAGGAGAUCCAAAUCGCCGAUCAGCUGGUUUAUCCACGGGGCAAGUUAUUCAAACGAGAUAGCAGCUCGCUGCAACGCACAAUGUCAAUCUGAACUGGCUUAUUGGAGGAUCAAACGAACCGGCAGCCCUUGGACUUUUUAAAAAAUAAUAAUUGAGGCGCGCGCAGGUAUCCCUGACAAUUUCAUCACCGCCUUUUUUAUUAUUCCCUUCUUUUUUUUUCCCCAUCUACAAUACAUCCCACUGAUACGGGUUUAUGUGAGGGGGGAAAUAACCAUAUCCAGGACAUAUCCAAUCCAUUGCUGUCAGGUACUUUUUACAUACUCAAAUUUACGCGUGUCGCGUAGAAAAUGUCUUCUGCCGCAUUACAGGCAGCUCCUCACCAGCCGAACUCUCUUCCUACCUUGAAUGCCCCUUCGCCUGCUGCAGCAUCGUCAUCACAACGCCAAUUUACCCCGGGUCAAUCCCCUAGCCAAGAGGGCCGUUAUGCUAGUCGAGACAACACGAACGCUUCCCCUGCAUCUUCGAGGCGCCCAUCUAGGCGCCCUAGCGGAAACAGUGCCAACGCAGCAAGUCCAAUACCGACAUACACUGAACAAACCCAACCGUCUCCAAUGACAUCGCGAACCGCAUUGCCCUCGCCGGUGCCGGUGACGGGCAGCUCAGCCGAAUAUGAUAGAUCAGCGCAAAAUCGGCGAAAGAAUGAGCCCCCCGUUGCACCGCCCCGGACCUCCUCCACACAACAUGGAGCUUCAGGUCAACAAAACUCUAGAAGGGCGGCUCGCGCAGAAGAAAGAGCUGCUAAUUCCCCUAGACGAACAGCAGGAGACAGCAGCAAGGCUGGCACAAAUGGACAAUCGGAUUUCGGACGGGGAGGCUACGAUGACCCGAGUUCCCGAAGCCGAAGAGCAGCAUCCCAACAUCUUACGCAGGAAUCUUCGCAAAGACCAAGCGCUAAUAAGGAAUACCGGCAAACUGUCACCACUAUGAUGCCUGUUAGAUCUGCUACAAGUGCUUCGGCGAGGCAACCUUCGCGUGAGGCUAGCGAAGUGCUUAACCGUGUCAUUGUUUCUCAGCCUGAAGACGACAUUGAACGAGAACGAGAACGAUUAGGCGAAGCCCAGGCCCAGUCCUCGCAUCGAGCUGCUGACGAAGAUGAUGGAGCUGCACCACCGCCGAACGUUAGCAACAGGGACUCCAUUGAAGAAACCCGGCGUGGUGGCAGAAGCCGCCAUGAUCAUUCCAAACGUGAAAAGACAUCUAGAUUCGGAGAUUACUAUCUAGGUAAUACGAUUGGCGAAGGAGAAUUUGGCAAGGUAAAAUUAGGUUGGAAGCAGGACGGAGGUGUUCAGGUCGCUAUCAAACUCAUUCGACGCGACAGUGUAGGCAAUAAUCCGUCCCGACUUGCCAAGAUCUACCGCGAAGUAGCCAUUCUCCGUGGUAUCUCACAUCCGAACAUUGUAAGGCUACACGAGAUGGCUGAAACGGAAAGACACAUUGGAAUCGUUCUAGAGUAUGCUUCUGGCGGUGAGCUAUUCGACUAUAUUCUAAACCAUAGGUACCUGAAAGACGGCCCUGCUCGUCGAUUGUUCGCCCAACUUAUUUCGGGCGUGGGAUAUCUUCACAAGAAGGGUAUUGUCCAUCGAGAUCUCAAGCUCGAGAAUUUACUUCUCGAUAGAAAUCGCAAUAUCAUCAUCACAGAUUUUGGGUUUGCCAACACUUUCGACCCAGCUGACGAGUUGAACGAGGAUGAGGAGAUCAACUUAUCUGACCGAGAAUUUGUUAAGCGUUCUGGUCUCGAUAAGACCAAGUCGAACGGAAUGCGAAGGGGUGACCUGAUGCAGACAAGUUGCGGAAGUCCAUGCUAUGCGGCGCCAGAACUGGUGGUUAGCGACUCUCUAUACACUGGCCGAAAGGUGGACGUCUGGAGCUGCGGAGUGAUCCUAUAUGCUAUGCUCGCAGGUUAUUUACCUUUCGAUGAUGACCCUGCUAACCCCGAGGGUGACAAUAUCAACCUUCUCUACAAAUACAUUGUGAACACACCCCUCACAUUCCCCGAAUAUGUUACUCCUCACGCCCGAGACCUACUCCGUCGUAUCUUGGUUCCGAGCCCGCGGAAACGUGCAGAUUUGUUCGAGGUCGCUCGACAUAGUUGGUUGAGUGAAUACGCACACGUAGUUGAGCUCAUUACUAGUACUACCACAACUAGCAGCGAGAUUCAGAACACGACCGUACCGACCGAGGAUGCAGAUGCCGGAAGCUUGGCAAGAAGCGCAUCUGUUAGAGAACCUUCUAAGACGAGAUCGACUGCAGCCGCCCCUAACGAGCCCGGCCGGAAGCAAAGCAAGGCUGAUCAAGAAGAACCGGCCCCGAAUGGCAAACAACAGAAAGAUAAUAAGCGACGAACUGUUCAGGUCGAGUAUGUGGCUCCUGUUACUCAGACGCAAAGAGGCGGCGAGUCAUCCGAUGCUCACGCAUCUCCGCGCGGACAUACUCGUGCUCGAUCAUCUAGUCAAGGUCCUGUUGAAGUGCACGCUUCGCCAAGUGAUAAGCCCCUACCGAGGGAUCCGCCAGUUUCGAGAGAUGAAUACCCAACUUCAUCUCGGGACUCGCGAAAGCCACCAAGUUCCCACCGGCGUGAGGUAGCACCCCCGAGGGCAAGCGUGCCUCGUGCUACGUCUGAGCAACAUGGUUAUAUGACCGCUGCCACUGCCGGCGCAUCUAUGGCGCGGCCUGCUACUGGUGGUUCGAUUCAGUCGACGGCCUCUAGAUUGGCAUCGUCUACACGAGGAUCGUAUGCUCAACCAUUACCUCCCACCGUUGCCGGUACUAACGUUCAUGGAAGCAUACAACAGCCAAAGGGGGCAAAGAACUACGUCAUCUCCAAUCCAAUUCCCCAGGAGACGCCUGAUAUGGAUUUCGGCAGACCCAGCAUCAGCGUUCCUUCCAAAUUUGCUCAAGUCUCCGGAUUUAGCCAAGCACAACAGCAACAGUCAGGUGACGCCAAAGGCCACCGAAGAUCUAAUACCAUUGGCGAGAUCGGUGGUAAGAUAUUCGGCCGCAGUGGCUCGCUCUUCGGUAGUCGCAAGAAGCGUCCCGACCAACAAGGAGAGAAACCAUCUAAGAAAUAUCCCCCUAUUAGUUUGUCGAACGCUAUACCUGGUGACUCGAGGACCUCUAUGGAAUCUCGUACUUCCCGGAGAUCCUUCACCCUGGGACUAGGCAGGAAGCGAAGUGGUAGCAUCGCCGGGUCUCAGGCAUCGUUGGAGAAGCCACAGAAUCGACGGUUCUCCUUAAUGAGAGCAAUCGGCUUAAGCAAAGAGCCUACAACUCCACCUCCGGACUUUUCCCAACAAGACCUGCCCAUUCAGGAGCCUCCCGAUGCCAUCGAAUACAGUCGUUAUGUAGAACAACAGCAGAACAAUGGGAACAGUAGUCAACGAUAUGGAGAUGGAACUUAUGAGCAGUUGCCAUCCCCCCGAGUCGCGUCCGCCCCGCAUUCAGUCUCCAAUCCUAGUCCAAUUCAGCAACGAUUCCCACACAACGCGAGACCUACGGCAAUUCCUUCGUAUUUACAAACAGGUGCGGUCUUGACCUCUGAAUCUGAGGCUUCGAUCAUCGAACCCCAGCGGAAACCACCAGGCUCGGCACCUCAUCUAGGUAGUCACGAUCCCGAUCACUCUGAUGGUCGCCAUUCCGGACGUGGAAGCCGAGUCCUACAAAAGAAUAACAGAAGAUUUGUAGACGCCUAUGACGGAGAAGAAUAUGGAAGGUCCCAUGAUCAUGCGGGCAGCAGUGGUGCGGCAAAACGAGUGAUGGACUUCUUCCGAAGACGAGGCCGUGCACGAGGAGGUGAAUCUUAA
This is a messenger RNA of Hypoxylon fragiforme, 3946 nucleotides long. RefSeq lists its product as uncharacterized. Gene Ontology annotation, molecular function: protein serine/threonine kinase activity; ATP binding; tau-protein kinase activity. Gene Ontology annotation, cellular component: cytoplasm. Bases 434 to 3946 code for a protein of 1170 amino acids. The transcript has 3 exons. The record is from RefSeq and is a predicted model, not a curated record. NCBI's taxonomy places the organism in Eukaryota, Fungi, Ascomycota, Sordariomycetes, Xylariales, Hypoxylaceae. Gene Ontology annotation, biological process: intracellular signal transduction; protein phosphorylation; microtubule cytoskeleton organization.